Chelmon rostratus (copperband butterflyfish) is the source of this 1782-nucleotide messenger RNA. RefSeq lists its product as uncharacterized. The transcript has 5 exons. The coding region runs from base 1 to 1782 and encodes 593 amino acids. Lineage: Eukaryota; Metazoa; Chordata; Actinopteri; Chaetodontiformes; Chaetodontidae. The record is from RefSeq and is a predicted model, not a curated record.
AUGUACAGGAACAUCUGUGGAUUAGAAGUCCCCAAAUCCCAUGAGGCCACACCACCAAAAAUGGCUGAGAACAACAGAGCUAAGUUCCUGUGGGACUUCAGGUUCUGGACUGACAAGCAGCUGCUGUCUAGCCAGCCAGACAUCGUGGUGGUUGACAAGGAGCAGAGAAGGGCAGUUGUGAUAGAUGUGGGAAUCCCAUCUGACAGUACCAUCAGAGAGAAGGAGCACAAAAAUCUUGAGAAGCACCAGGCGCUGAAGGCACAACUGGACCAGAUGUGGAAGGUGAGGGCCAAAGUGGUCCCAGUGGUAACAGGAGUAUUAGCAGCUGUGGCCCCAGACUGGAAGAGUGGCUCCAGCAGAGAGUGCAGUCCCAGAAACACUAAAUACUGCACAGAACCCUCAAACUCCCUGGCGUCUGAAUUCCUCUUUGGCUCAAUGGACAAGUGGAAGAAACUCAGAAGGAAGUUUGUCUUCCUCUCUAUUGGUAUCUUUAUCUUAACGGUAGUGAUUGUGAUAUUGCCUGGGAAAUACAGGACCGUCCCACAGCCAAUCAGAAACCUGCGUCAGGUCUCAAACUCUUGUCCCCAGCAGAUAUCUGACCAGACCAUCACCCCCCUCAAGAAUACCAAGCACCUGCUGGUGUCAGCCUACGUGGACCAGAGGGUGAAAGAUUUUGAUAUCCGGAUCAUUAGCAUAUUAAGAAGAGACUCCAUCCAGCCGCUUCACUGUCUUUUCUGCUGUGCAGGCCAGUUAUCAGCCACAACAACUCAAGCAAAAGUUAAAGAACUUGCGGACAACUUUGGUUUUCCCUUUGCCACCGCGAGCAUCAUGUGUCAGAUUCCUCAGAACUGCAGCGCGACCCAUGUCAGUCUUCUGACUCAGCCAGAUAGUGCGAAGGCAUCGGCGCAGAUUUGGCUCCCCAUAAGAAACCAGAAGACCGGCGAGAAGGACGGGAAAAAGAUGCAGUUUGACUUUACAGUCUGCAUCUCUAACCUGUUUGAAUUCAACAACGCACUUCAGUAUGCACAGACCCUGGAGAUGUACAGGUUGCUCGGUGUAGACAGAGUGGUGAUCUAUAACACCAGCUGUGGCCCAGACCUCAACCGCCUGUUGCAGAGCUACAGCCAGGAGGGCUUUGUGGAGACGGUUCCUUGGCCCAUCAACCAGCAUCUGAAUGCGUCUCGUGGCUGGCUGUUCUCGAAGUACGGAGGGGACGUGCACUACUUUGGCCAGUUAGCCACACUUAAUGAGUGCAUUUACAGAUCCAUGGACCGAUCCCGCUACGUCCUGUUGCAUGACAUCGAUGAGAUUAUGAUGCCAUACCAACACAACAGCCUAAAACCUCUCAUGGACACGCUCCAACAGCAGCAUCCAAAAGUCGGGGUGUUCCUCGUUGAAAACCACAUUUAUCCCAAGAAACCCUUUGAGGAAAGUAAAACGGGUCCCCUGCCUAAAUGGAGAGGGGUGCCAGGCUUUAAUAUUCUGGAGCACAUCUAUAAGUGGGAGCCCGACCAAACGGCAGAGUACCAUCCAUACAAGCUGAUUGUUCAGCCAAGAAUGGUGGAGCACACUUCAGUGCAUCAAGUGCUUGAGAAGUUUGGAGAGCAGUUCAAGAUUCCACCGGAGUUGUGCCACAUUAUCCACUCUCCACUGAGCACCCCCACGGUUCAGCCGCUGGAGAGGAUCCAGGUGGACACCCGACUGUGGGACUUCAGACACAAGCUCAUCCCGAACGUGAACCACAUGCUGAGGAGAGUGGGGCUGCUGCGGCCAAUUAGCUGA